GCCUACCUUACUACGUACAGCUGGGGUUUUCUCGGCCUCGUAAUUGAAUCCUUAGGCUGCUCGACUUUUCCCCAGCCUCCCAAGUUCUCAACAACCCCAUUCCACGAUCAAGGCCGGCAAACACGCAACCUGGUGCCAAUCAGAUCCCCUGCUUGCUCGAGUGAGCCAACACCGCUAUGCCAUCACCCGUGUAUCCGUACCCAUUUCGAUGCAAUCAUUCACGUCGUGCAAGGCAAAUCCUCCGCGACCUGGUUCGACCGCACAAUGACACACGCAAGCAACCGGGUCAACCGUCAACGUCACGCCAGCUCAAUCCCGCCCGGGGCCUCACCUUCACUUCAGCCUGUCACGCCUGAACGGCUCUGCCCUGCCCUGCUUUUUCCUGCUUCUCGUCAGGUCUCCCUCCGUUUACAGCUUCGUUUGUUUGUUCCCUGUUCGCGCCUUGCCCGCUUUGCCGGUUGCCCAGCUCAGAGCUGCUUCUGGCCUGCUUCUGGCCGGCUACUACUGCGGCUGCAAGGGCCUCGAAGCAUCGAGCAUCUCUACCCAACCUCCGCUUUCCAAGGAAUACAGACCAGGGUAUGUGAAAAAAAGACCAACACCAAGAUUUUGGCCCGCCUGUUUCUCGCCCCUCACAAUGGGCAACAAACGCGCAAUUCCCAGCUUUCGCUUCCACCAUCGCUGUCGCCAUGGGUUCCCCAUUCGUUCUGGCCUGCUCCGUGGUCGUACCCGCGCCAGCUUCACCGCGUACGGCGUCAUUUGUUUCUUGACUGCAUCACCACGAUUCCUUGUCUGUUAUUUAAAUCAUUCAUCCACCCUCCGAAGCUGUGUCCCGUAGUUCACUCUCUUUCCCUCCCAUCCGCCUUUGUUUGCUUCAGCCAGCCCGUGAUACCCCCCCCCCCCUUCGCAAGAACUUCUGCCGCCUCGUCCUCAACAGACCUGUGAUACCCAUCCCCUCAACCAACAAACAAUAUGAAGUCUGCCAUCAUUCCUCUGGCCAUUGCCGCCAAGCUGGCUGUUGCCAACCCCAUCGACGCGCGCCAAGUCUCUGACGCCCCGGCCUUCACUGCCGCCGCCGAUGCUCUCAUCUCGGCCUACAUUCCCACCGACCAGUGGGACUCCCUGACCUCGGCCUUCGGCUCCGCUGCUAGCGCCGCCAGCGUCACCGGGGAUCUCAAGUCCUACAUCUACUCUGUCCUUAAGGCCACCAGCACCCCGGACUGGUUCUCCGCGGCCAUCCCGACGCAGUACACCAGCCAGUACGGCGCUCUCGAGUCCGCCAUUGAGAGCCUCCGCCCCACUGCUGCCCCGGCCGGCACCCCCGUGCCCACCGUCAUCGCCGUCACCACCACCAACUCGGACGGCAGCACCAUCACCACCGAGAUCUCCACCACCAUUACCCCCAUCCCGACCACAAUCACCACCGACGUCGUACCCACGCUCUCCCCCAGCGUCGUCACCGGCACCGACUCUGCCGGCAGCGCCUUCACCUCCACUGUCCUGAACACCGCAUCCGAGUCCGCCACUGGAACUGCUGCUACCACCGGUGCGUCCGAGUCCGCCUCCGCAACUGAGAGCGGCGCGUCCGAGUCCAGCGGCGCUUCCGCCACUGACGCCUCCGGGUCUGCCACUGGCUCUGCCGCACCCUCCUCCACCGAAGCCCCCAACGCUGCCCCGACCGCCAUGGUUCACGGCCUCGUUGCUGUUGCCGCCGGUGUUGUCGGUCUCGUCAUGGCCUUCUAAAUGAGAUGGGUGACGAAUGUUGAGCGAAACGCAGUGAACGGUCUGAAUAAUGAGGCAAACGGCAUGAAGAACUUGUAGAUAAUGACUUUUUUUUCGGUCUAAUUCCCUUCUCUUCUUGGAUCUCUACUUCUGUCGAGAAUGGCGGAUGGCGAGACUUGAGAUGAGGAUGGUUAUGUAAUAAUGAGUAAUAUGGCAUGACUUUCCCAUGAUAUUUCACAUUAGUCAUUUUUUAGCAUUUGGUGAAAUUGUAAGUUGGGUAUGACAGCAC
Colletotrichum scovillei is the source of this 2008-nucleotide messenger RNA. RefSeq lists its product as uncharacterized. The transcript has 3 exons. The record is from RefSeq and is a predicted model, not a curated record. NCBI's taxonomy places the organism in Eukaryota, Fungi, Ascomycota, Sordariomycetes, Glomerellales, Glomerellaceae. Bases 970 to 1740 code for a protein of 256 amino acids.